UUGAUUCUGUGUGUGUUAAGCGGGCUGUAUUACGAUGGGAAAAGCUAAAAAGUUUAAACCUUCCCAAGUAGGGAAGAAUUUAGCUUUAGCAGAUCAAAUCGAAUCCGUUAACUCUGUGAGGAGUAAAAAUAGAACGAAAGAGAGGAACAGGCACGACGAUGAUGAAGAGUUUGUCAAUGCAGACUUAUCUAAAAAAAUCUUAAAAGCUGCAAGGAGGCAACAAGCUGAAUUAGGUGAUGCUGAAGAAGGGCCGUCUCCUGCAAAACAUGUAACUCUUCCUGCUACAUUCAAAGAUGCAGAUUCUGAUGACGAUACUGGAUCAGACAAAGAUGAUUUGGAGCCAGACACCUAUUAUGAUAAUGUUGAAAUCAAUGAGGAAGAUGAAGAAGCACUUAAAAUGUUCAUGUCGUCUAAACCAGAACGGACCAGAACACUGGCAGACAUCAUAAAAGAAAAGAUCACUGAUAAACAUACUGAACUACAGACUCAGUUCUCAGAUGUAGAAACUUUGAAGUUGCAAAAUAUUGAUCCAAGAAUUAAAACAAUGUACGAGGGUGUGAGAGAUGUCUUGCAAAAGUACAGAUCAGGAAAGCUUCCCAAGGCAUUCAAAAUGGUUCCACAUUUACAGAAUUGGGAACAGAUAUUGUACAUAACAGAGCCAACCACCUGGUCCGCUGCGGCCAUGUAUCAAGCAACCAGAAUUUUUGCAUCAAACCUAAAAGAGAAGAUGGCACAAAGAUUUUACAACUUAGUACUCCUACCUCGUGUCCGAGAUGACCUUGCUGAAUAUAAAAGGUUGAACUUUCAUUUAUAUCAAGCACUAAGGAAAGCACUGUUCAAGCCAGGUGCUUUCAUGAAGGGUAUACUAUUGCCACUGUUGGAGGCUGGGGAUUGCACCUUACGUGAAGCCAUCAUAGUGGGUUCAGUACUGGCACGUAACUCUGUACCCGUGCUGCAUUCAAGUGCAGCCAUGUUAAAGAUUGCUGAAAUGGACUACACUGGAGCUAAUUCCAUAUUUUUAAGAAUACUCUUCGACAAGAAGUAUGCUUUGCCAUACCGAGUUGUAGACUCAGUUGUUUUCCAUUUCAUAAGGUUCCAAGGUGAUCAUCGCAACUUGCCAGUGUUGUGGCAUCAGUCACUGUUAACAUUUGUUCAGCGUUACAAGGCAGACAUAUCUACUGAACAGAGAGAUGCCCUUUUGGAAUUACUGAGGAAACAGUCCCAUCCAACCAUCACACCAGAGAUCCGAAGAGAAUUACAGGCAGCUAAAUGCAGAGAUAUUGAAGUGAAUGAAUCUAUACCAAGUGCAAUGGUGGUUGAAUAAAUGUUUACAUUAUAAACUAAAAUAAAAA
Helicoverpa zea (corn earworm) is the source of this 1352-nucleotide messenger RNA. It is a transcript of the gene bys, whose product is annotated as bystin. NCBI's taxonomy places the organism in Eukaryota, Metazoa, Arthropoda, Insecta, Lepidoptera, Noctuidae. Gene Ontology annotation, molecular function: snoRNA binding. Gene Ontology annotation, biological process: rRNA processing. Gene Ontology annotation, cellular component: nucleolus; cytoplasm; preribosome, small subunit precursor. The transcript has 8 exons. The coding region runs from base 35 to 1324 and encodes 429 amino acids. The record is from RefSeq and is a predicted model, not a curated record.